Molecule: messenger RNA, 5460 nt
Organism: Diaporthe amygdali
Lineage: Eukaryota; Fungi; Ascomycota; Sordariomycetes; Diaporthales; Diaporthaceae
Exons: 2
Coding region: 1-5460 (1819 amino acids)
Source: RefSeq, a predicted model, not a curated record
AUGUCGGACCACAUUUCCAAGAACGACCAGACCAAGGUUGGCCGCACCGAUACCACUGGUAUCAGCCUCAAGCCCGUCACUGACGCCACCAAGCUCGUUCUUGAGGAGGCCAAGACCAUCGUUGCCAAUACUAACGGCAGCGACAAGGUCCCCGACACUGAUCGUGAGAUGGACUUGACUUUCUACGACACCAACGGCAACGUUGAGACUGCUGACUCUGACGGUGACACCACCAUGAAAUCAAUUGAGCAUGGCGACGAUACUUCUAGCUCCAUUGAUGAGCCCGUAUCGGCCGACGGCAGCGUCACCACUGCCAGCGACGAGGAGUCUGAUUGCGACAAGGAGUCUGCUUGCGACGAGGAGUCUGACUGCGACGAGGAGUCUGACUGCGACGGCGACAUCACCAUGAAGCCAAUUGAGCAGGACGAUGAUGCCUCCAGCGCCAUCGAGAAACCUGCCUGGGCCGACACCAGCAUCACCACUGCCGACGGCGAUUCUUCCGAGGACGACGCUGACGACUCGGACGACGAGGGCUCCGUCACCUCUCUGCCCGCGAAAGGCGACAAGCUGUGGGUCUUGCUUGAGGAACGCGACUACUAUUCCGAUGACGACGGCGAUAAAAUUGAGUACGACAAGUACGCCUUCAAGCCCAAGAGGUACCGCCUCAAGCGCAACCCGCACGUUGAGAAAGCAGCUCCCAAGCGUCCUCAAGGUGGCAAGAGCGUCCCCCAGGACGACGGAACGCAGGUCGUGUUCGAGGCAGAGAGCUUCAGGCCUGGUCUCGGCAAGAAUGUCGAGACCGACACCGAAUCAGAGUCGGAGUCAGAGCCUGAGCCAGAGCCUGAGCCACCAGUGAGGCCCUUUCGCCUCAGCGGCAAGGUUGGCGUGAAGCUGAACGAUGGCGACGAAGAAGAAGUGGAGACCGAUGAUGAGGAGGAGGAAAUCGUACCGAUCGACGAUGACCUCGCCCGCAACCUCGCCGAGGAAUACACUGUGAUGAUCGCCGAACAGACGCGCGACGCAUUCAAGUCCGACUUUGAGGAGUAUUUCCUGGGCAAACUCCAACAGAUCAAGCAUAACAAGAUGCAGCUCCGACGUCAGCUGGCACUUCUUGGCCAGUAUCACUUAAGCCCCAUCGAUAUCGCCUGGAACUAUGUUGUUCUGUACAACCAAAAGAUUCGCAAGCUCUGGAACGAGUGCAAUCACGGGAAUGCCGACGAGAGAGGCCGCGUGAUGAGGCAGAUUGACGACCUCAACCGCAAGCGGAGGCAACGACUCGAGGAAGUUAACGAGCUGCCAGACUGUCCCGUCCAAACAUGGGAUUUCACCGGCUGGGUCGACUCUCGGGAUCGUAAUCGCAAAGCUCGUUCCACUGAGAAGCCAAAGCCAGUCAACAAGCCCAAGACAGUCAAGCUUCCUAAGACAAUUGAGAAGCCACAGACCAUCGAGAAGUCCCCAUCAAUCGAGAAGCCCCAGAGCAUCGAGAAGCCCAAGGUGGUGGCCAGCCAAGAUCUGCUCACGCAGAGCGCUAGCACCCUCGAAGGCGACUAUGGCGUUUCCACAGAGGAUCCUUUUUCCAUGCAUUCAUUUGAAGCAGAAGGCACGAGCUUUUUUGAGGCCGAGUUCGAGGCACUGGAUUUCAGCAAGAAAUACGAAUCUCAGCUCGCUUCCUCUGGAACGAGCCUCUUGGAGGAUCCGACCAUUAGCGCCGCUGAAGAGCAGGAGCAGCAACAGUUCUCUGCGUCGACCGAGCAGGUACCUGCCAUCGAGCACCAAAUCGAAUCUAGUGACGACACGAAUGUCUACGAUUCUCUCUUCAGCGAUUCCGAAGGCGGCGACCAGCUCGAGCCUGAUCUGUCAUCUUCCCAAACCACUGAGGAGCUCCAGACUUCUGAGCACGCAGCUGAUGUUUCUCCCAUUGGCCAGCAUGUUUCUCUUGAGGAGCAAGUUGUCGAAAACAAUGAUUCAGACUCUCUUUUCGGUGAUUGCGAGGAAGACAAUCAGCUUGAGACUGCUCUGGGAUGUUCUCAGACUACUGAGGAGCCCCGGAUCUCUGACCACGCAGCCGAUGCUGCCCCCGUCAAAGAACAUGUUUCUCCUGAAGCGCAAGUUGUUGAGAACAACGACUUCGGAUCCCUUUUCAGCGAUGACGAGGAAGAUGAGCAGCCCGAGCCUGGUCCGGCAUCUUUCCAAGCCACUGAGGAGGCACAAAUCUCUGAGGUCGCAGCCAAACCCUCCACCCUCAUCCAGCCAGCUGUGCAGGAGCAAGUCACCCAGGGCAACAUUGGCAACGAUGACUCUCUCGUCAGCAGCGUGGUUCAAGAGGUGGAUCUCGAGAUAGCCUCCGUCCCGUGCCAGAUCACAAAUGAGCCACAAUCCAUCAGCAACAUUGGCAGCGAGGCCAACAACUUCCCUGGUACCACUGCCGAUGGCCAGAGUUCCGAGCACUUGGUUGGUGAGGCUGUUCCCAACGCGGAUGCUGCAGUACCGCAGCAAGCUCUUGCUCCCGCUGAGCAGAUGCCAGUUGCCGCAGAUGAGUCAAACGUCGGCGUUGUCGAUGAGGCCGGUUUCUGGGACGGUCCCUGGCUACCGGUUGAGGGAGACCACUUCUCUCAGGAGAUCUUGGCCGAAGAGAUGUCUGGCCCAAUGCCACUGUCACGCAGCGGGGAGGAGUAUGGAGAAAUGUUCCAUCAGUCGUUGCUCGGAGCACCCUCCACUCAGGUCUUCGAACAAAAUCUCGGCCUGUUUCCCAACACGCUGUCCAACCAGGAAGUCGACGCAUUGCCAGAACAGAACUCCGCGGUAUUGCCUGACCAGGGACUUCGAGCUGACCAUCAGAUUGCGGAUCAUCUUGCGCCAAAGGAACAGGCAGCCCCAGAUGCUGCGCUUGUCAAGCCAGUCGCCAUUUCCACCCAAGAGGGCGAGGGACUCGGGGCAGACUCUCAGAUUGCCGAGCAGAUUGCCCAGGAGAACCAGUCAACCCCAGAUGCCACGUCUGUCGAGCAAGUCGCCGUCUCUGCCCAACAGGGCCAGGUCGUUGCCGGCAAGAGCAAGGGUGCUACCUACGACGCAACUCAAAAGUACCUAGAUGCAUCUGACUGGAGGUCGUCGGCUCCGUGGAACACCAUGCCCAAGCGCCCAACCUACGAGGAGCUGCUCCCAAACCUCGAAGAACCCAUAUUGCGGGGAGAAAUCGAGAAACUCUUUGCUGCGGCUUCAGAGAGGCUCAGCCCAUUCAUCCGCUCUUGGGAAUCGUGCUCGUUGAAGCAGUUUCACAUGUUUGCCCUGGCAAAGGACGAGUUCCAGGCUCAAGAGCUGAAGAAAUACGAAUCUGUAUUCAAAGCUGGAGGUCAGUACGUCGUUCAAUUUGCGGACGAGUUCAGUGAGAUACCGGUCGGAAAGAAGACAGAAGUCGUCGACAAUGGGCACUCCGUCUUCAAUUGCCUUGUUCCCCAGCUGCCAACUCAGGACACAACGCAGAGGAAGUCUGUUGCCGUCAUCGAUCUGACAGAAGAUGAUGCGCCUUCUCUCAACACUGCUGUUCCUCAUAGGGUGCCACGACCCGCGCUCCUUGCACCUGCGGAAAUUGUUGCUUCCAUCGAGACAGAUCCUCCCACAGCGAGUAAAGCGUCCAAUGCCAAGGGCCCUUCAACGCCCAAGAGGCCGGCAGCAAAGAAGAAGAAGGCCACAAGCCCCAUCAAGAACAACGUGCCGGAGAUUGACCUCCAAGCACCUGUCGACGAAGGCACCUUCGCGGGUGUCUCUGCUACGCCGAUCAGCAGUAUCGAGACAGCUACGCCCGUCCAGGGUAAUGGUGAUGACGAUGAUGAGAUCUGGCAGAAUGGCUGGUCUGACCAGACGUUUUCCAACAGUGAGCCGUCUCCCAACUCGCCCUCGGAUCAGGAGCUUGCUUCCAUGAAAUACUCUGUGGCCUCAGAUAAUGUCAGUCGGGGCCUGGCCACCAGCCAGUCUCCAGCCCAGAAACCCACUGGUGCCGCCACAGGUUCGCUCAGCUCUGUACAGGAACGCCACAGUGCCCUCAAUCACCAGCUGUCUCAGAAUCCCCAAGUGGCCGGUAACAUUCCUGCAACUCCUGCGGCUGCCCCAGGUCCAGUGGCGGGCCCUUCCAAUGCUGCGCAGCCGGUCCAGCAAGAGCCAGCUAGGCCAGGUAAGCGUCACGUUGGACGCCCCCAUAAGGACCAGAGCGAGUUGGCCAGCCCUCGGAAACACAAGCUCAAGCACCCGGAUUCUCCUUGUGCCGCGCCCACCAAGCGAAGCUACAAGCGCCGCAAGCAGAAUGCGAAGGCGGAUGACGACGAGGAUGAUGUGCCCCCGGGACAGCAGCGAGGCACACCCGAGAAGCCCGAAGAAUACUACGAAGCUGCGCCCAAUCGGUCCCUGAGCCUGGAGACUUCCCCUAAGGAUUAUGUCAAAAACAUAGCUGAAGGCACCAAGGGCCGGAAGAGAAAGGCCCCCGCACCCAAGAAGACUCCUGCUCCUCGCAAGGCGCAAAAGACCAAGCAGUCAACUGCCGACGCUGUGGCCCCGCAGCCUGGCGACGGUGAAACCGUGUCUGGCACCCCCGAGCCCAGACGUUACCGGCCCAUUGCUCCCGCUCCAGCCCGCGAUCAAGACGAGGCCAGUGGUGUGCAGGUGCAGCAGCCUGCGAGUACUCCGGCGCGCGGCAUGGACGGUAUAGAGCCUUUGCCCAAUGCCCAGAUAGCUGGAAACGAACCCCAUAUGCACUCGGCAGCACCUUACGCCCAGAACGGCCAGCCUCAUGCGGCUCAACAGAUGCACCAGCAGGACUUCCCGCAGGUGCAGCAACAGGGCUUCCAGCCUAUGGCGCAGCAUGAUUACCAGCAAAUGCAGCAACACGGUUACCAGUACCCAAUGGACCACCAGCAAGGCUUCCAUCAUAUGCCACAGAAUGGUCAGCAGUACCCAAUGGACCACCAGCAGGGCUUCCAGUAUAUGCCGCAGUAUCACCAUCACAUGGGCCAGCCGAUGGGGUUCGGCCAGCCUAUGCAGCAGCAGGGUGUUGGUCAGCCAUCAUAUGAUGAUUUGGCCGAGGAGGCGCGGGAGGCAGAGGAGCUCAGAGCUAAGCAAGCCAAGCGACGCAUGGAGCGUCAGUCUCAGCAGAUGCGGCAGCAGAAUUAUCAGCAUCACAGGGCUCCGUCCCAGAUGGCUCCAAGCCAGCCCAUGCCGGCGCCGGGCGUUGCGUCUUACCCGAUGAAUAUGCACCAGGGCUACCAGCAGGCCGCUCCAAGCGUUGCAUACCCGCCUCGCAUGGCACCCAACCAGAAUGGAUACCCAGCGCCCAUGGCACCCAACCGGAACGGAUACCCAGCGCCCAUGGCACCCAACCAGAAUGGAUACCCAGCUCCUAUGUCUUCCAGCCAGAAUGGAUAUCCGGCGCCUAUGGGCUUCCCUCAGAACGGCCAACACACGAACAUCUAG